GAUGCUAUUAUUCCAAAAUAAUGAUCCUUAUUCAUUUUGAAAAAAUUGAUAUGCAGUAAAAUAAAUAAAUAAAUAAAAUAUAAACAUAAGAAGAAUAAAUAUAAUAGAAUACAUAUUUUAUUAUAGUAUAAUUUGUAAAACUUUAUUUACUAGUUAAAAUAAACAUUCAAGUCACGGGUAACAAUAGGUAAUUCGAUGUUGCGUGUUCCGCGUACCCGCGUAUUUUAAUACCUGUUCAAAACCGUGAUCUCUAGUAAUAAUUCUUCUGAAAUUUUGUAUUUGAGGAUUCCGUGUUCUGAACCACAGUGGCGACAAUCGCGCGCGCAAUGGUCCGAUUCCUCGUUCUCUCAUCCAAAGAACCGAUGGCGCCACCGUGAGGCCUGGUGCCAGUCGAAAUCAGUGAUGGCCGCGAGGCUCGCGAGGCACAUUACGUCGAGAUUCCGCUGAGUUUGUUUAUCGCAACGUUCUUGUGGCGAGAAGCGUUCCCGUGACUUUCGACCUAAUAGUGUCGAACGUGAUCGCGGUUCUCGAGCGGUGGAUUCGUUCGAAUGAGUCGAAUUCAUCACGGACGGCCAUAAAAUCGACGCGGUGGGUCCUCUUGACAGUUCUGUUCCGUGUUCAGGUAGCAGUAGCCACUCCAAGUGCCGCGAGAAGUGUCGUUAAACCAUCGCCACUCGACCGACGGCUGGUCCUAAUGACGUUGUGCAUGUGAUAGAACGAUACAAAAGGAGCCUCGUCAACACGGGGACGGCGACCCCACACCCGUCGGCACUUUUUUUCUCUUUCUCUCUCUGACCCUUGCUGGAGGACACGCGCAUCGAAAGCGUCCAAGCGAAGACGUUAGAGGCGAGAUGUCGGUCAGCAGAGGCACCAAACGCGUUACCUUGACGAUACGACAGCGGCUCGACGUGAUACGGAAGCUGAACGAUGGUAUUGCGGCAACCGUAUUGGCCAGCGCGUACGGUGUCAACACCACAACAAUCCGACGGAUCAAGAGGGACGAAGAUCGGAUACGCCAAGAGGCGCAGACAUUAGCGAUAAAGAGCUGCACCCGACGGAGGAUUCGGAAGCCGGUGCAGGACGAUUUAGAGGCGCGUCUUUAUUCGUGGUUUCUUCAGGAACGUGAAUUAGGUAAUCACGUCAGCAAUGCAGCGCUCCAAGACAAAGCGAUGACGCUUCAUGGCGAGUUCGGAGGUCCCUCGAGAUUUAGAGCGUCCAAUGGUUGGCUAUGGAACUUCAAAAAUCGCUAUGGCAUCCAAUUGAGUAAGGUCUACGGCGAGAGAGCUCACACAGAGACAAGGACGGAGGAGAAUGACUUUUCUCAUAACUUCCAACGGCGACGGGAAGAGGAGGUCAUAGAACUGGAGAACAUCUACAAUAUGGCUGAAACGGGUCUCAUGUGGAAGACUCUACCCCAACGAGCGUUACUCCACGCUGGAGAACUGAAAGUGUACGGAAAUAAAUCGAGGAAGGAUCGAGUCACCGUGGGCUUCUGCGCGAACGCAACUGGAACGCACAAGCUUCCUCUAGUUUUUAUUAACAAAUGCGAAAAGCCCCGAGCCCUGAAGCACUGCUGGAAUCAACUACCAGUCGUUUUCAAGUCCCAGAGGAACGGCUCGAUGAGCCACCACGUGUUCGCCGACUGGCUGGAGAACCAUUUCAAACCCGUCGUCAAGAGACGGCAGCUGCAAAAUGGUACUUGUGGAAAGAUACUCCUCCUGGUGCACAGUAGCACAGCUCACGAGGUAUCGCGGGAACUAAGGAGAGAGGACGACGAUAUCGAGAUUGUUGUUCUACCGACGAACAAUUCGUCCAUUUUGCAACCAAUGGAUCGAGGAAUAAUCGCGACGGUGAAAGGAUCCUUUCGUUCCCGUAUGCUGAAGAGGCUUUUGGAUUUUCCUGGGGGAGUCGGGGAGUUCUACGCGGACUUGGACGUGAAGGACUGCAUCGAUUUCCUCAACGACGCCUGGAUGGAGGUGACGCAGCUCCAGAUCCGUAAUUCGUGGAAGAAUUUGGUGGCCAAUCAGGAGACCGUGAAGGAAGAAGAGAACGAUUAUCAUGAUAUACUGCAAACUAAAGCUAUAGUAGAGACACUGGAAACGAUCACGGGGGAGACGAUCCCUGAAGACGAAAUCGAGGAGUGGCUCUCUACGUGUGACGCAAGUGAACUCGACCAAGAUGAAACGGAAGUCAAAGAGGAACCGUCUCAGAGAAGAUUCAGGGACGAGGAAGAAAUCGAUCGAUCGUUCAGGAAUAUUAUUUUGUGGUCCCAAACUGAACCUGAUUUUGUGCAGCUGCAGGCGUAUGCGUUGAAGAACUAUUACGACCAAGCGUGAAGGUAGACAAGAAUUUAUCAAUCGUAUUAUUAACAGUAGCAAUUCUUUACUUCGUGUAACAAGUAAUACGUGUACACGUGUACACAUCUGGAAACGACUAAAGUAUUAGAUUGUCCCGAAAGUUUUUUUUCGAGUUGCACUCAAUUAUUUUAUGUGGCCGUGUUUAUAUAAAUAGACAAUCUAAAUUCUUAGAUGUUGAUGUUGGAACAGUAC
Hylaeus anthracinus is the source of this 2549-nucleotide messenger RNA. Its product is annotated as jerky protein homolog-like. The transcript is spliced from 2 exons. Lineage: Eukaryota; Metazoa; Arthropoda; Insecta; Hymenoptera; Colletidae. The record is from RefSeq and is a predicted model, not a curated record. Gene Ontology annotation, cellular component: nucleus. Bases 852 to 2336 code for a protein of 494 amino acids. Gene Ontology annotation, molecular function: DNA binding.